Molecule: messenger RNA, 2166 nt
Organism: Malania oleifera
Lineage: Eukaryota; Viridiplantae; Streptophyta; Magnoliopsida; Santalales; Ximeniaceae
Exons: 3
Coding region: 814-1989 (391 amino acids)
Source: RefSeq, a predicted model, not a curated record
UCUCUAUCCUUCAGAAAUGCCCAGACCACACGAAAGAGAGCGGAGCCUUUUCUUAUAAUUUCAAAAAUUUUACUUCAAUAUCUGUCUCUCUCUCUCUCUCUGACUAUGAUUCCGUCGACAAUCUGGCCCGGAAAUUUAACUUAGGCGCCGGAAAAUAUGGGGAUUCUUGACGUCGAUCAGUCUAAGAAUUUUGGGAGUAUCUACGACGUGACGUCCUCGUGCUGUGGCGUAUCUCGCGAACUCUAACCGCUUCUGCAAACCCUAAGCGAAAGCGACUUGGCUUAGCGGGGUUUUGAAGUUAUUCCAUGCUUUCUCGGGCUAAUCGGAAGCAAAAUACCAUAUAAUAAUCAGAGAUUAAAGGUACCUUGUUUAGCUUAAGACAGUCGAGGUUCGGUAGAUGCAUUGAUUUUUGGAGGAAGUUAGGUUUUUUGUAUGUAUUGAUUAGGUGAUCGAACAGAAAUUUGUUAAUGGAGAGAACAAUGAUGCUGCCGCACUAAUUGAUGGCUUUAUGUUGAUCAAAUGACGGUCUUGAUGAAUGUAUAUUCUUCUUUUCUGAUUUCUUCCAUGUAAUCUUGAGAUUUUAGGUAAUGACGGUUCUUCGUACUAAUUCUUUUAAAUGAAGGCGAAGAAUUGAUAGGGAUGAUUUACAGAAGUUUGGAAAUUAGAGUUUAAGUCAUUUAGAUUAGCUGAAGUCUUGAACUGAAGCUUAAUUCCAAACAAGGUUAACAAGCUUUGAAAAUGGAGGUGAAAAAAUGUUAAUCUGUGCUGAAGAGGUGCUAUGAGAAGUUUCUAGAUUUUGAUCAUACGAUAACCAUGCCUUUCCCGAUGAAGGUCCAGCCAAUUGAUUCACACACGCCAGAAGAAUCGACUCGUAACGAACCAAUAAAACCAGCGGCGAAGUGGCGGUUCAAGCGGCUAUUCGAGCGACAGUUCCCUAGUGUACUGAGGAUAUCAGCUGGUGAGAAGGCCGGUGGCGAGGAGACGCAUUGCAACAAAGAUGGCUCCGGGGAGUUCGAGCCAAGCUCCGUGUGCUUGGCGAAGAUGGUGCAGAACUUCAUCGAAGAUAGCAACGAGAAGCAGUCGGCGGCUAUCAGAUGCGGCCGGAACCGAUGCAAUUGCUUCAACGGCAACAGUAGCGACGGCUCGGGGGACGAAUCGGACGCGUUCGACUCGAACCUCUCGUCCUACGGCGAAGCGUGCGAAAUUCUCAAGAGUUUGGUUCCUUGCGCCAGUGUUGCCGAAAGGAAUCUGUUAGCGGACACUGCGAAGAUCGUUGAGAAGAACAAGAUCUGCAAGCGUAAAGAUGAUUUUUGCAGAAAGAUCGUCACGGAUGGCCUCUUAGCCCUCGGAUACGACGCUUCUACCUGCAAAUCUCGCUGGGAAAAGUCACCCUCCUACCCUGCGGGAGAAUAUCAAUAUGUGGAUGUGAUAGUAGAUAAUGAACGGCUGUUGAUCGACAUAGACUUCAGAUCAGAAUUCGAGAUCGCUCGGUCGACCAAGAAUUACAAGGUUGUGCUUCAAACUCUUCCGUACAUAUUUGUGGGCAAGCCUGAUCGUCUGCAGAAAAUCAUCUCUGUAAUAACAGAGGCAGCGAAACAGAGCCUGAAGAAGAAAGGUAUGCACUUCCCUCCGUGGCGGAAAGCCGACUACGUCAAAGCCAAAUGGCUGUCUCCAUAUACAAGACUGACGCCCACGCCUACCUCUGUUGCCGAAGUAAAUUCCCAAGAAACCAAAAUCAACCCCGAAUCAAACCAAUCUUUGGUUCCUGCCGGCAAGUUCCAACUGAAGUUCGGAGAGAAGAGCUGCGUAGAUGAAACUGAGGCUGAUCUCGGCGAAUGUGUUUUCCCUCUGUCCGGAAGCUCCGGUGAAGAGGAGGAUAAGACGACGGUGACGAAAAAAUGGAAGCCACCGGAGAUCAAACCCAAGAAUUCGCCGAUUGGAGUCAAGAUGGUCACUGGUUUAGGUUCAGUUUUUGGAGAAAAACCAUAAAUUUUGAAAUCCCUUUUGUUUUGUUUUUUUUUUUUGUUUUUUUUUUUUGGUUUUUGGCAUUAGAGAAUGAAGUAUGAUAUAUGUUAUAUAACCUUCUGAUCAUUCCCUUCUCCUUUUAUUGUAAGGGUUCCAUCUACUAAUAUGAAUAAGAUGCUGAAAAACAUAGUUGUAGAAGUA